CUCGUUACGUGUGACGUGUGACACUCUCCACUCACUCUGCGACAUAUCCUUGACGAUGGAUCCCGACCGCAAAUCCACCGUGUCCUCCUUUUAUGGCGCUCGCAAAAGCUCUUACGAUGCACUGAACUACGACCAAACCUCCCCCUCGCCUGCCGCCGAGAUGGGUGGCCGCCCCCGAGACGACGCCUCGUCAUUCUUCAAUCCGCGAGGCAGCAUGGACAUGCUGGUGGGAAGGCCGAACAACGCCGGCUACAACCGAGCCUCUUAUUUUCAUGCUGGGAGGGAGGAACCGCUGAAGGGUGGACGGGACGAGGAAGAGGACGCCGCCGAAGGCGCCUGGGAUGUGUAUGCGGACUUUAACAAUUCCGGUCCCAAAUACAGUUCCGCAUUCGGGAGCCAGGAUCCGGCAGGAUAUCAAUCGCUAGAUGCACCAACACCAAAGACCGAUGCAGGUUCUACUGCCGCCGGCGGGCCAGUGGAGAUGGUGACGGUACCGGCUAUGGGAGCCGAAUGGGGAAAAGAUGAAUUGCGGGAUAUGACAAAGGCGGGACGUCGUGCGAAGAAGGCAGAAAAGCGUCAGCAAUUCUGGAGAGAAAUCACUCGAGGCAACCGUGGUGGGCGGUGGAAACGAGUGACCGUAUUUGUGUGCUUUGGAUUCAUUGCAGUCCUUGCAAUCGCACUCGGGAUAUGUAUCCCCCGUGUGCCUUCGUUUUCACUCAGCAACAGCGCACCUCUGGGCAGCGCGACAGGAAAUUGGUCCACGACUGUGCCAACCCUCUUCUCGCGUGCUCCCGCCAACUUCUCUUUCCCUGCUGUUGCCGACUUGCAAGUUGACACGAACGCCAACUACUUACCGCUCCACUUCAACUCAUUGAGCGGAAGCAUCUAUGACCUGGAAACGGGCUUCCUCGUUGCCACAGGAACCAUGAAUGGAUUCUCAAUGAAGGCGAAGAGCUUCGUCCCCCUGCUGCUUCCACUGAACUUUACAUACGUCGCUGUCAACGACACCGACACCACUUGGGUGACUUGGUACAACGCAUGCAAGAGCAAAGGUCAAUAUCCCGGAGGCAGUCGCCCAGGUCUUCGCUUCUCGCUCGUCCUCAAGAUGAGCAUUUCGGGUCUCCUCCGAACACUGACAACAUCGACUCAAGUGACGAAUGCCAACUGUCCUAUUGAGCUGCCUGCGAACAGCGCAUAGACACUCUGCCCAGGAGCUGCAUUGCAACACACACUCUUUACUCAUAUCGCACGGACUUGUCAUUAUAUCUAUCUCAUCACGCAUAAUGCCAGUUUUCUAUUAGGAUCGCGGUCGUUCUACAUGUGUGGCUUGCGCUCUUUCGGACUCGUGAUAUAUUUCCUGCCCUUGAAGACCUUUCUGUAUAUUUUAGCACGGGCGCGAAUGUGAUUGUGCGGUACGCAUGUGUCCACCUGUCAAACGCGUCACAAUCAGUUCUCCCUCCCUCUCUUUCUUCGUCCCUCUAAACCUCAUCAGUAUUCGAUAGGCUGUAUCCGAUCUGUAUCAGCAUAUCCACUCGCCCAUUUCUAUCAAGCCAUUCUUUCCAUAUAUAUCUCCCCCACAUGGACCAUACAGCUCCUUCAAGAGGCUUGCGGCGCCGCUCAGGUGGUUCCACAGCUUAUCAUCAAGUUCGAGAUCAAGACGAUGGCCAAGAAGACUUCAAUCUUGCUGCUGAGGAAGACCCGAAUGCCUCGGACGCGUGGAAAGCCACUAUCGUUCUCGUUCGUCGACAGACUGCUUCGCCAAUACUUCCGGUGCUGCCUAGAGUGGGGCUCGGCUCGGGUCUAUCAUCACCACCUCGGCGCUGUAUCUCGCCUCUAGCGUCUAGCUCCAGCCAAUCCAAGUCUUUUAUGUCUACCGAUGAUCUCCCGACUCCGGGCUAUCCGCGCGACGGAGCUGCGUUAGUCACCGCGUUUUCCGACGGUCGUCAAUGUCUGCCGAUUGCUGUGCGCGGUGACAGACCGUAUGGUUCCCCGCCUCAAUAUCGCGAUACAUCUGCAUCUUCGACUCUGGGCGAUUCUUGUUCUGACGCCGGCGCCACUGACUCGGGUAGGGGCAGUGGUGCAUCUCCCCGCGGGCCGAUGUCAGUGGUAUCGCGCGGGCUGGGCGUCUUCAGCCGCUCGUCUUCGCGUGCCGCGGAGGGUUUCAUCUCGAUUCCGGUGACCUGCGAAUCUGACUGGUGCGGACGCACUUCUCCCGGGGGCUCCGACAGCGGUGGGUAUGACAGCGACUGUGCUGGUGACCCGCGGAUGCAGACGCAAGUCAUGGACAAGUUCACGCACAAGUGGCCAGGCCAGAGACUCGGGACCUCUGGAUCCAGCAAGAGCACGGGUGCAGAUACAAGUAGCGCUUUGCUCGAAACGGGACAUGGUCCAAGCGCGAGUGCAGUGGAGCGGCACUGGACAUCAUUCAAGCGCUGUCUGGUGGUGUCUGUCGUGUCUGUCUUUGUGUAUGGCAGUGCUGCGUUGGUAUGUGCCCUGAUGACUUGGUUCCGAACAUGGGAUUCCGCAGCCGUCAUGUAUGUAGCUGACAAUGACGUGCUGAUCCUCAUAACGCUUGCCGGAUCCAUCCUUGUUUUUACCGCGCUCGUCGGGCUGGCGGGUGUUCUGCUCAACUCUCGGCCGAUCCUGGCAAUGUAUGCUGUGCUGCUGUGGCCGGCAUUCAUGUCCCUAGUUUCGAUCGGGUACGUCGCCUAUAAGCGAGCAACAUUUUCGCUCGAUCGCAAGCUGGACAUGUCCUGGAGCCAGUAUUACACGCCUCUCGGCCGGCUGCUGAUUCAAGACGCAUUGCACUGCUGCGGCUUCUACAGUCCCUUGCAUGAUGCGACACCGAGCAAGCGGUGUUUUGCGCGGACGUCGCUGCCGGGAUGCAAGGGCAAACUCUUCCGCUUCGAGCGCGAAAACUUGGCUACCGUCUGGGCUGUGGUCUUCUCUCUCGUGCCGCUUCAUCUGCUCAAUAUUUUCAUUGCAUUGUUGUGCGCGAACCAUGUCACUGAGAGAUUUGGGACGGGGAUGAUGCCCGUGAAGUAUCGUUUGUCGGGAGCGGACGUUCAAGCCGAAAUAGAGAGGCUCCGGAUCAAGUACAAGCUAGUCGAGAGGUCCAUUUAAUACAUACAGGAGUAUUAGGGAGAUAAACUAUCGAACAGAUCUUUCUUCGAAUAUUGUUGCCAAGAAUGCAGUGCACAGUUGGGUUCUA
Messenger RNA from Mycena citricolor, 3211 nucleotides. NCBI's taxonomy places the organism in Eukaryota, Fungi, Basidiomycota, Agaricomycetes, Agaricales, Mycenaceae. The record is from the annotation of a GenBank genome assembly.